Hippopotamus amphibius kiboko is the source of this 6232-nucleotide messenger RNA. RefSeq names its product V-set and immunoglobulin domain containing 10 like (gene VSIG10L). The record is from RefSeq and is a predicted model, not a curated record. Bases 77 to 2761 code for a protein of 894 amino acids. The transcript has 11 exons. Lineage: Eukaryota; Metazoa; Chordata; Mammalia; Artiodactyla; Hippopotamidae.
AGGGAAGCAUUUCGGACGCUUCCUGGCCCAUGAUAAGAAGCUACCAGUCCUGUCAGACUCGUCCAGUCGGGGAGGAAUGGGUGCAGGCCCUGGGUCUCGCUCCAGUAUCCUCCCGGGUGCGGCCAGCACCAUGGACACCUCACGGGCUCUGCUGCUCUUCCUGCUCCUGGCCUCCAGAGUAGGGAUCCACGCCUGCAAAGCCUCUUCUGGAAUUCAGAGACCCAGUCUCUCCUCGGACUCAGAAAGCUCUUCCCAGGGCCCGGGUUCGAAAGUUCCCUCCGUCAAACCCCCCAGCUGGAAAUUUCCAGAUCAGUCUCCAGGUUCAAAAUCCUCUACUGAUAUCCCUCAUUCCGAAUGGGCUCCUGAGGCGCUGAAUUCGACUGAUGUGCCUGGGUCCUCCGGGUCCAAGGUUUCUGCUGAGAGUGAAAAUCUGAACCUGGACCCCUUCUCUGGAAUCCCUGGUUCCAAAGUAUUUCCUGAUACCUCGGGUUCUGAAGUUCCUGCCGCAAGCCCGGAGCCUUCCUUCUCUGUUAAGAUCCCAGCUUCCAACACUUCUACUCAAGUCCCCAAUACUAACACUGUGGAGGCCCCAGUUUCAGAAUUCUCCCCUGAAGAUCAGGAUCUUGAAUUCUCUGCCCAAAGCCUGGAUUCCAAAGUUCCCUCGGAGGCCCACUCAGAGGCAAGCUUCCCCCCUCAGGUGGGGGGGCCUCUCGCGGUGCUGGUGGGGACCACCGUCCGGCUCCCCCUGGUUCCAGUCCCCGACCCUGGCCCCCCUUCCCCUCUGGUGAUUUGGCGCCGAGGUUCCAAGGUGCUGGCAGCCGGGGGUCUGGGGCCAGGUGCCCCUCUGAUCAGCUUGGACCCCACUUACCAAGACCGCCUACAAUUUGACCAGGCCCGAGGGGGCCUGGAACUCACCUCUGCCCAGCUAGAGGAUGCUGGGGUCUACACAGCUGAGGUCAUCCGGGCCGGGGUCUCCCGGCAGAUUCGGGAGUUCACUGUGGGGGUAUAUGAGCCCUUGCCCAAGCUGUCGGUGCAGCCCGAGGCCCCGAAGACAGAGGAGGGGGCGGCGGAGCUCCGGCUGCGCUGCGUGGGCUGGGAGCCAGGAAGCGGGAAGCUGAGCUGGACCCGGGACGGACGCGCCCUGGAGGCAGCGGACCCCGAGGGAGCGGAGCCACCCCGGAUCCGCACAGAGGGCGACCAGCUGCUCAUCGCGCGCCCCGUGCGCAGCGACCACGCCCGGUACACCUGCCGCGUCCACAGCCCCUUCGGCCACACGGAGGCCGCGGCCAACGUCAGUGUUUUCUACGGUCCGGAUCCUCCGGUCAUCACUGUCUCCUCGGACCGCGACGCCAACCCCGCCCUCUAUGUCACCGCGGGCAGCAACGUGACCCUGCGCUGCACCGCCGCCUCGCGGCCACCGGCCGACAUCGCAUGGAGCCUGGCCGACCCGGCCGAGGCCGCGGUGCCCGCCGGCCCGCGCCUCCUGCUGCCCGAUGUCCGGCCCGGCCACGCCGGCGCCUACGCCUGUCUCGCCGCGAACCCGCGCACCAGCAGCCGCCGCCGCUCGCUGCUCAACCUCACGGUGGCGGAUCUGCCCCCCGGGUCCCCACUGUGCUCAGUCGAAGGGGGUCCUGGGGACCGAGUCCUCCGCUUCCGCUGCUCGUGGCCCGGCGGGGUUCCUGCCGCUUCCCUGCAGUUCCAGGGACUCCCCGAAGGCGUCCGGGUGGGACUGGUGUCCUCUGCGCUCCUGGCGGCUGUCCCCGCCCAUCCCCGGCUCAGUGGCGUCCCCGUCACCUGCCUUGCUCGCCACCUGAUGACCACGCGCACCUGCACUGUCACCGCGGAGGCCCCUCGAGAGGUGCUGUUGCAUCCAAUUAUUGAGGAGACUCGGUCAGGGGAGACACAGGUGGUACUGCAGGCCUCUGGCUGUCUCCCACCUUCUCGAGCAUCUUGGGCCCGGGAAGGGCGGCCCCUGGCCACCGGAGGCAGUGGCCGCCUGCGACUCAACCAAGAUGGGCGGAGGCUCCUCAUCAGCAACUUCAGCCUGGAUUGGGACCUGGGAAAUUACUCCGUGUUGUGCAGUGGGGCGCUGGGUGCUGGUGGCAACAAGAUCACCCUCCUUGGACCCUCCAUCUCCUCGUGGAGGCUGCAGAGAACCCGGGAGGCAGCAGUGCUGACUUGGGAUGUGGAACGCGGGGCCCUGAUCAGCGGUUUCCAGAUCCAGGCACUGGUAGAGGACCCUGACCAGGGCAGAGCCACCGCCUCCAAGGACUGGGUCUCCCUGCUCAGGCUGGGACCUCAGGAGCGUUCAGCUGUGGUGCCCCUACCUCCUCAGAAUCCCCGGACCUGGGUCUUUCGUAUUCUGCCCACCCUGGGGGGCCAGCCAGGGACCCCAUCCCAAAGCCGGGUCUACCGGGCCGGCCCUACCCUGGGCCCCGGGGCCAUCGCUGGCAUUGUCCUGGGCUCCCUACUGGGCCUGGCGCUCCUGGCAGCGCUUCUCGUCCUGUGCAUCUGCUGUCUGUGCCGCUUUCGAGGAGAGACUCCUAAGAAAACGAAGCAUCCUCCCACCUUGACCCCUGUAUUCCCCCUAUCGGAAAAGAAGAUGCAGAGCGUGACCCCAGUGCAGACCCCACAGCCUCUGCCCCUCAAAGCCCUGCUAGAGGACCCUAGCCCAACCAGCGCCCACCCAGCCACCGGUCCCAGGCCAGUCAUCUUUCCAAGUGGGGGCACCAAGACCAUUCGGGCAGCCACGCAGGUGUGACCAGGGCUAGGGACCUGCUCUGAGCAGGACUUUGGGGGCAGGACUUGCUGUUUGGCCCCAGCAGCAGCAGGGGACUUCCUGUUCCGCUGUGAUUGAACAUUGGACCCGGGAAGUGGGACUUCCUGUCUCCUCUCACCGCAGAAGGACUCGCCCUGUAUUUGUGCAACUAAGGAGUUGGGACUCCUGGGCUGAGAGAGACUCCUGCUGACCUAAAAGUGUGGUUUGCACAACCUUUAAGCAGGCAAAGAUCUGUGGCUGACCGGCAGGGGUUGCUGUGCUGCUCUGAGCUGGAGAGGGUUCCCGGCCUCCAUUCUCUGGAAAGGUCUUCCUAUAUUAACAUUUGCCUCCUCCAGGCCAUGCCCCAUCCAUCUCGCAGCAUCUUCAUCUUAGAUCAGAUCACGUCCCUCUUCUCUUUAAGCCCUUCUAUGGCUUCCCAUUGCCCUUCAGAUAUGGUCCAAACUCCUCAUCGUGACCGUCGAAGCCUUGUGGUUUGGCCUCUGUCAGCCUCUCUGACCUCCGCUCCCAGAAAUUUCACCCCUGCUUCUCUCCAUCAUGCUUUAGUUUGCCUCCAGGCCUUUGCUCCCAGAGUGUACUGUGCCUGGAGCAGCAUUCUUUGUUCCGUGUCAUUCAUUUUUCAAGUGUAAAGGUAACCAUUACCAUCUUAGAGGACCCUUCUCUAACCCAUGACCCUAACCUGCCUUGGUCACGGGUUAGGCCCCAGAGGUCCUGAACCUCCUGCUUCUCAUUUGUAAAUACAUAAUUACUUGUUUAACCUCAGAUUUCCUCUUUAAACUAAGAGUUCCAUGAAGGUAGAGACCAUGUCAUUAUCCCCAGUACUUAACACAGAGUUUGGCACACAGCAGGCCAUCCUUAAGUAUUUGUUGACUGAUCAAAUGUCUGAGGUCAGUGAAGGACUGGGCUUGCUGCUGCUCUGCUCAGCAGAAUGCUUUCCUUUUCCAAUUGGGUUUCUCAUUGGAAAUUUAAGGAGUGCAUUAAUGAAGAUUCUUUUGUCUGUAAAUAAGAAAAUAAAUGAUGGCAAGAAAUAUGGAGGUAGGUGGUUUCAGGUUGGCUCAGCAACUUAGUGACCCCAUCAAGUACCUGGGCUCUUUGGGUCCUUCUGCUCUGCCACCCUCAGUGGGUUGGCAUAUUGUCUCAAGUAGCAAGAUGGCUGCUGCAGCUCCAGGCAUCACAUCUUCACACAACUGUACCUGAUGACAAAAGGAAGGGAGCAGGGUUCCUCUCCUCUCAUGAGUGGGGAAAAACAAUUUCCUGAAAGCCUGACAUUCCCUUUUGUUCCCUUUUGUCUCAUUGAACAAAAAACUGGCCUCAUCACUGCAAGGGAGGCUGGGAAACCAAAUAUCUCAUGGGGGGUGGGCAAAGAUGAAAGUAGAAACAAGUAACUAAAGUAUAGGCAACCAGUAUCUGUCUCAGACCUCCACUCAACCACAUCCUUAAUGACACUGACACCUGCAGGCGGGGGCUUUGGAAAAAGGCGUUUAUUGGUGUGGUGGUCUCAACACUCCCCAUGAAUCGGAACACACGGCCCCCAGGGCCCCCCGCCCCCCCUCCUUUUCACCCUUCCCCCUCCCCUCCCGGUCCCCCGGACCCUGGGAAUGGAAGACAAUGUGGGAUGGGGCCCACGCCCCCGUCUGAGGUACAGUCACUGGCCCUUGCCCCCCUGCCCCUGCUCUGCCCUUCUCUCCCCCUCCCAAGCUCUGGGUGGUACAGUUCAGGGUGGGUGUUUAUAGAGGGUCUCUCGGGAGUUGGAGCUGAUGACUUGGCAUCUUGGUCUGGGCUCGGGAUGUCUGUGUGAUGCCUCUCUCUCCCCCACUUUGUGUGAUGUGGUGUGUCAGGGUGGGGUAUUCCUACAAUUAGAGCUGAAGUUACAGCCUCAGAGCCCCUUCCUGAUAACAGUUGCCCAAUCUUGGGGGAACUACAGCUGGUCACUGGCUACAGGACAGCUGGAGCCAGCGGGCUAUUGCUGGUCACAGUCGCUGGUGUGUGUGUGCGUGUGUGUGCGUGUGUGUGAGGACGGUCAGGUCAGCUUUUGGGAGGGUCAGUUGGUGAAGAGGCCAGGGAGUGGUAGACCAACAAGGCCACACCUGUGGGCCAGCUGCAGGGGCGUUGAAGGCAGCUGGUUGGUGCUGCAGGUGGUCGAGGGGAGUGGGGGCGGGGUAGGGCAAAGCACUGAGACAGACAGGUGACAAUAGGCACCAGCCUGACAGUUGGAUGGAAGCACCGAUUGGCCCAGGAGCGGGCCAGAAAGUCCAGGGUGGGGAGGGACGGGGAGAGUGGGAAGGUCUCAGGCUGCUGAGCCAGUGAUGGGGCCUCUGGCUCCAGGCAGCUGGCCGGUUGACAGCGGGGAGGCCCAGAGCCAAGAUGGAGAUACUGCACCUGCUCGUAGAGGCUGAGUGACAGCUUGACGGGCAAGCACGAUGCCAUCCCCACUCCCAACCUGCCCAGGAGACAGUCUUUCAACAGGGAGGGGAGGGGGCAGUGUGCGUGCAUAUAUUGGGAAAACAGGAGCCUGGAAAACCUCUCCUCACAGCUUCCAGCACGGAGACCCCAUACCUACCUCCAGCCAGAGGUGAGAGACAGCAGGGUUGGGGGCAGUGGAUGUGGGGGGUGCCGAGGAGGGAAGAGAGCCCCCUUCCCCACCCACCCACCCAUACACACACACACACACACACACACACACACACGUGUGCAGGCUCACACUCACACCCACCACACACGCGCAAUCCAGUUGACAGCCUGAGCUAAGAGAGGGGUGUGGGGUGGCCGGGGGUGGGUCACGAUCGGAAAGGUGAACGGUGGCGAGAAUGGCUGUAGAAAGAUGCAUAAUUUUGCGUUAUCCCUCACAGUGAUGGGUUCUCUAAAGAUCUUUCCUCCUCUUCUUCCUUUUCCUCUCUUCUUCCUCGGUGGCCAAGAGCUCCUCCGCCCCCUCGAGACCCACGGCGCUUGCUCCCCAUUCUCCUCUCGCUCUCGGCCUCAGACCCCCAGCAGGGGGACGCCAGCAGCACUGGGUUCUUCCUACAUCCUCCACCACAGCCAGCCCAGGGCGGAGAGGAGGGUCAGGGGCCCUGGGGGCCUCGGUGCCGAGUUCUCCAGGGAUCCUGGGCCUGGCGAAAGAGAGGGGGUCAGGGGAGGAGGCCCAGAGGGGGGAGACCCCAUGUGUGUCUCUCCCAGGUGUCUUGUCUCUGAUUUGGUCUCUGAGGGUCUCGUCUGAGGAUACCUCCUGGGGACCUUUCUGGGCUUUCACUCACUGUGCCUGCUCUCCGACUCUGUUUCAAUCUAAGCACCUGGCUAAUGGCUGUUUCCUCUGCCUGCAAAGCUCUUCCUGCAGAUCUCAGCAGGGCUGGCUUCUCUUGACCAUUCAGGUCUCAGUUCAGAUGUUACCCCCUCCAGGAAGCUUUCUCUGAUGAGCUUAUCCAAUACUACCAUCCCCAACUCUAUUAUUUAUUUUCUUCA